Strongylocentrotus purpuratus (purple sea urchin) is the source of this 1124-nucleotide messenger RNA. RefSeq lists its product as uncharacterized. NCBI's taxonomy places the organism in Eukaryota, Metazoa, Echinodermata, Echinoidea, Camarodonta, Strongylocentrotidae. The coding region runs from base 1 to 894 and encodes 297 amino acids. The transcript is spliced from 3 exons. The record is from RefSeq and is a predicted model, not a curated record. Gene Ontology annotation, molecular function: carbohydrate binding.
AUGGGCCUUAUCAACAUUUGCACUGCUGUCUACGGGCGAAGUGAUAAGGAAACCUGUCCUCACGACCAAGAUUCAGACACGACUUGCGGAGUAGACGUAGUGGCUGUUCUCGGUCGAGAUUGUGACGGCCAAUCCCAGUGCAACUUUACAGCAUCGAAUGAUCUCGCUGGUGAUCCGUGCAGGUGGACAUAUAAGUACCUUGAGGUAGCCUACACAUGCACAGGCUCCAUUAGUCCAGUAAUCCCAGCCGUCGUCGUCGUCGUCGUCGUGGUUCUGAUUGUCGUUAUCUCUGGAGUCAUCUGCUACAAGAGAAGGCUCAAGCACGGGUCAUCUCAAGGUAUCGCCGCCUCCGGAGAGCCUCGGGAGAGUCCUGGAAUAAGGGAUAACCCGACAUUUGAAUCGCCCAAUGUUCAGGAUCUCCAGGUGACAGACGUUGCGGGUUAUCAUAGCGGGAAGGAUCCAUACAUGGCCCUUACGACUCCCCAUGAUGGCCCCACAUUCCAAAAAUACGAGAAAUUAAAUAAGGUAAUCUCUCAGGGAGAUGGGUAUGAGGUACCUGUCAAUGGGGCCGAUAGACAAACUGGUCCAGAGUACGGUAAGACCUUGUAUAAGCUUCAGGUGCAUCCCGAGACCGACUAUGAAAUCACACAUGAAUACCAGGACAUUACAAAUAGUGUAGUUGGAAGGAAUAAUUCGCUAGGUAAUGAAAGUCCCAUACGUGGGCUUCAGGUACAACCUGAGACGGACUAUGGAAUCACACACGAAUACCAGGACCCCGGUGUAGUUGGAACAAAUAUUCCGCAGUAUGAGUGUCACAUAGAUGGGCUUCAGGAAAUGUCUAAGACCGACUAUGAAGCAAUACACGAAUACGAAGACCCGGGCAUAAUUGGAUGAAAUAUUCCGCAGUAUGAGAGUCACAUAGAUGGGCUUCAGGAAAUGUCUAAGACCGACAAUGUAAUAACAUAUGCAUACUAGUAUGUGUUUAGGUUUAACAUAAACAGUUUCUAAAGACAGGUUAUUACAUUACAAAUGACCCAAUUGAGACCAAAUUAUAAAAAUUGUACUCGAAGAAGAAAAGGUUAAUGCCUUAAAUCCAUCUUUUUUUAUUAGGUCACGAAUGUUCA